Porites evermanni is the source of this 432-nucleotide messenger RNA. The record is from the annotation of a GenBank genome assembly. NCBI's taxonomy places the organism in Eukaryota, Metazoa, Cnidaria, Anthozoa, Scleractinia, Poritidae.
AUGGCAGAAGAUCUUCAAUUGGAAUUACAGUCUAGCAUCUAUGCCGCGGACUGGAGCUCACUCGAGCGAAUGGCCAAGUUCUUCAAAGUUGAAUAUGAGGGAAAAACAAAAUUGUUUGUGGCGAAACGUGUUGCUCUACGGCUCGAUGAUGAAAUUGAAAAACUGAAGGAAGCCGAAGUCGUGCCGUACCUCAAGGACGUAAAAGAAAUGCUGACAGAGAAACCCCAUGGCAUCAAGAACGAUGAAGAAGAUGGUAAGCCAGUUCUAAGUGAUUCAAAACCUCCUCCCGUAGCGAAGGAAGAUCCUGUUCAAAAACUACUAGCGACUAGCGCGUUACGUAGACAGUUUAAGAUCAGUGGUCAAAUCGGGGAACCCGAGCAGAAAGACAAAAUUAGUUUUUCUUCCCUUAUGCGUCAAAUUCAAAUGGGGUUG